Vanessa tameamea is the source of this 8670-nucleotide messenger RNA. Its product is annotated as ataxin-2-like protein. NCBI's taxonomy places the organism in Eukaryota, Metazoa, Arthropoda, Insecta, Lepidoptera, Nymphalidae. The transcript is spliced from 20 exons. The record is from RefSeq and is a predicted model, not a curated record. Gene Ontology annotation, cellular component: cytoplasmic stress granule. Bases 531 to 3149 code for a protein of 872 amino acids. Gene Ontology annotation, biological process: cytoplasmic stress granule assembly. Gene Ontology annotation, molecular function: mRNA binding.
CAUAUUGGAAGAACCAAGUGGAAGUUGGUCAAUCAGUGAUCUUAAUUAUUAUUGUUUGUUACAAAUAAGUGAUACACAUUAAAAAAUUGCUUAAAAUAUUUAAUUUAUUUAUUUUUUACUUUUAUACUGCGCAAAUUAAUUGACAAACGAUAUAAUUAAAUUUUUGCAAUACUUUUGACGAAUACGUCACAGCGCCAUGUUGUAUUCCUGCGCUGAUUGCAGGCACGAGAAAUCUGCCAAUCCGUUUAUUUUUUGGGAUUAGUGCCCGAGAAUAAAUCGAACUGCGAUUUUGUACUCAAAUAUAUUUUAAUUUAUAUUUGUUGGCAAAUGUCAAACAACUUUAGUGAAUUCGAUGCAUCCCUGUUGUCGCAUUUUGAGUGCUAACUCCUAAUUUCAACUGCAGUUUUGUGCAUCCGCGAAAGUUGAAAGGACUGUGUUGUAAAAGAAAGAAGUGAUAAUUAGCCAAAAUUCCGGUCCCUACGCGCAGACGAGAAGGUGCCUACCCGCCGGGGCAGUCAGGCGAAGGAGAUAUGAACAACAAACGAAAAAAUCGCCAAGGGCCGCCGAGAUCGCCCCGAGGCCGAGUGGUAGCAGAAGGUGUAUACAAUAACGCGCAUUUCAUGCACGCUGCGACGUCGCACGUCGGUGACAUCGUCCAAGUUCUCACGCAGUCCGGGAGUCUAUGGGAGGGUGUUUUCAAAACGUUCAGCGCUCAGUUUGAGGUCGUACUAGAGGUGGCACAUCGAGUGGACCAAGAAGGCGUCGUAGCAGUCGACUCCGUGGUGGAGAAGUUGAUCUUCAAACCGCAGGAUGUCGUUUCCAUCAGGGCCAAGGAUUCGGACCUCGAGUACGCGACCCACGACGUGUUUCAGACUGAUAGCGCCAUAUCUAACAAGUUUAAUGGUAACGGUCGGUCAGCAGAGGAGCGUCACUUAGAGCCCUGGGACGGCGAAACCGAAGCUGCUGAAGCGCCAUCGUUGAACGGCGACGCUCGACUCGACGACCUCGAACUCGAUCACCGCGCCAACGGCUGGGACGCGAACGACAUGUUCCGUAAGAACGAAGAAAUUUACGGAGUUCAUAGCACUUACGAUCACUCGCUGGCCGGGUACACGCUCCCGUUACAGAGGAAGGACACACAGGAUUAUAGGGACGCAGAAGCUAAAGCGGAAGAGAUAGCAGCCGAAAUAGAAAGUGCACCGUCGUAUAAGGCGCGGCUGGAGCUCGAAAAUGGUGACGAAGAGGAACGGUUCGCGGCCGUCGUGCGGCCCGCAGACACCGGCAAGUACGUCAUACCGAACAAGAGGAAGAAUAUGCAGACGGGAAAACUAGUGAAGCCAUCGAACAACAACGGGGGCGCGUCCCCCAGCGCCGGCGGGAAGCCCCCCGCCUUCUCGCACGCACCUCCCAAGGACAAGGAGCAUCGUCCGCCGCGACACCACCUCACGCCCCCCUCCGACCGGCGGCCCGAGGACCAGCCGGCUGCGAGCCCGGCGCCGUCCGGCGCCAACCCGGCGGGCGGCAAGAGCUACGCGGCGCAGGCCGGCGGCUACCACGCGCCGCCCGCCUUCCCGCACCACGCGCACCCGCACGCGCACCACGCGCAGGCAGCAAGCGGAAAGAUGAAUGGCGAGCCUCGAGCGGCGCCCUUGCCUCGUCAGGGCUUUCCACCACACCACCAUCACAACCCUCCCCCGGGCGCGGACACGCACGCGCGGCCGCCGCGACACCACGCGCCGCCGCCCGAGCCGCGCCGCCAGGACGAGGUGCAGGAGCUCCGGAAGUUCGGGCAGGAGUUCAAGCUGGUGUCCUCCCCCGCGCCCGCCGCGCCCGCUCCGCCGCCCGCGACGCCCGUCGUGUCCGCGCCGCCGCCGCCCCAGCAGACUUCGGGUACAUCGAGUCCACCCGAGGUCUCGGCCAACGUUGGAGCUCCGUCGUCGCCGCCCAAGCGCGAGCGCGUCCACAAGCCGCCGCACGAACCCACGCCCACGCCGACACCCACACCUGCCCCCGCACCUGCACCCGCGCCUGUUCCCGCUUCACUUCCUCACCACAAGCCCCCGUCGGGUGGCAAGGACGACCCCCCGGAGGCGCGCUCGGGCGCAGCUUCUCCCGCCGCCGUCACUCUCAAGAAAUCUACACUCAACCCAAAUGCCAAGGAGUUCAACCCCAGCGCCAAGCCCUUCACGCCGCGCAGUCCUACCACACCCGGACACAGCAGUAUGUACUAUUCCAGACCGCACACGCCGGGCACGCCGGUGGGCGUGGGCGGCGUGGGCAUGGGCGUGGGCGCGGGGCUGGGCGGCGUGGGCGUCAUGGGCGCCGGCGUCAGCUACGUGCCCGCGCCGCCGCCGCCGACGCACAUGGUGGCGGCCGUCCCCGCCUACGCGAUGGUGGCGCAGCAGCCGCCCGCCUACCUGCCGCACCCGCACCCCAUGGAGGUGUCGUGCGAGUGCCGCCAGUACGCGCCCUUCCUCGUGCUGGACAAGCGCGAGCGCGACGCGCUAUACGGUGCGGCCAUGGGUGGCGGUGGCGGGGUAGGCGGAGCGGGCCAGCAUUCGCAGCUUCCAACACAGUCGCAGAGAAACUUCAGGAAAGGGUCCGGCGUGCAGGUGGCGGCGGCGACGGGGCAGCCGCUGCUGGCGCCGGCGCCCAUGCAGCCCUUCGUGCCCUACCCGCACCCGCACCCCGCGCACCCGGCGCACCCCGCGCAGCCCGCUCUGCAGUACCAGCACAUGGUGCGCAUGUACCACCACGGCGGCGGAGGAGUAGGAGUCGGCGGAGGGGUGGGCGUCGGCGGCGUGGGAGUGGGCGUGGGCGAGUACGCGCCGCCGGCGCAGUCCCCCGUGGCGCCGUCGCCGCUGUACCCGCCGCCCUCGCCCGCGCACACGCCGCACCCGCACCCGCACCCGCACCCACACCCGCACCACCACUACCAGCAGCCGCCCUUCCAGGUGCUGUGCCCGCUGAUGGGUCCGGGCGGCGCGCACCACCACCACCACCACCCGCACGUGGCCUAUCUCAACCACGCCCCACCCACCGCCAGCCCACCGCAUCACCCGCAUCAAGUUCAGCAGGUGCUGCUGCCGCCGCAGCACCAGUCGUCGGGCGGCUCCAGCACGCCGGGCGUGCACUCGUCGCACCCCUAACCCGCGCGCCGCUAGCACCCGCCGCGCCCGCUGCAUUUAGAAUGGUACCACCAGCGCCGCCACCGACACCGCCGGGGGGACUACGUCGUACGUUACUACGUUUGCUACCGAUCGAACUUUUACGUGUGAUCGUGGUGGGACGCGAGAGAGUCGUCUCCUCCGAUGCGACCCGAUCGUUCCGUUCUUUUUUGUACUGUAUCCGAUAGUCUCGUGUCCGAUUCGUCUCCGAUUGUCCGAUCGGAACCGAUCCUCGCUCGAUGGACCGUUUGCCGCCGCGAGGGUCGUCUCCGGCGAGACGUCUCUCGAUCCGAUAAUCGGAGGUUAUAGUCAUACGCUAAUGUCGAUUUAGUUCUGUCGCUAUAAUAUAUAAGGAAUUAUUGUUUAAACAUAAAUUAGCACUAAGUAUUUAAUCUGGAUUUGCUCAUUCGUCUAAUCGCGAUCUCGUUGGAGCAGUGAGCGAAUCCGGUUUAUAUUAUGCUAGAUAUAUUUAUUAAUGAUAUAUGUAUCGUGUUUUAAAAUUCAACAAUAGAAAAUUAUGUCAAAUUAUCAAAAAAAAAAAAAUACAAUUAUCGAGCGGUCAUUGUAGUGUGUAAAUUUUUAUAUUUAUAUAUUAUGUGGAAAAGGAAUCUAAAGUGUACUCUCUGAAUACAUUCUAAAUGCAGACAAAAGACAUUUACGUUAAAUUCAAAUGUAAAUAUUAGGCGAGGAUGGAGCUAAUACAAUCAAUAUAAGAUAUAUUUAUUAAAACAACCAUAUAUAGGUUAACAUAAGGUUUUUUUUUUUCUCUCAAAUAUAUAUUAAAAAGUUGUUAAUUAUAUAUGUAUAAUGAAUUUAUAGACUGAUUUAUUAGCUCCGUCAAACUUGUGAAAACAUUUAAACGAAAAGUAAUAACUUGCCUUACCGUAGUUAUACGCGUAACGCAAUAAUUGUGAAUCGUUUCUUUUUAAAAAUAAUUUCAUCGCUGGCAACACUGAUUAUGUACGGGGUAAAUUAGAUAGCUUUUUAAUCGUCGUGUUCCAGUGCUGCCAGCUUUUUAAUACCAGUGUUUAAGUAUAGUCGGUUAGGUUAGCACGGCGGGUUGAGCAGUGUGAAUAUCGUACAUCCGGUCCCAAGACGCCGUUCGUUCUUGACUAACGAACACAAUGUCAGGGAUCAAUUUGUAUUAUAGUUAGAUAAUUUUCUCAAUUGGUUGACGGGAUUUGUAAAUUUUACAUGAUUGUUUAUAUGUGCAAAACAUUUAAAGACUUAUUUUUGUUUAAUGAAGCCUCUAUGCUGCAAUACCUUUACCAAAAUAAGAAUUAAAAAAAACAUUUUUAAACGUUUACUGUAAUGUCUGACAUAUAAAAAAACAAGAACAUUUUAAACAAUAUUUGCGUAACAUUCGACGAAAAAUAAUAUAAAAAUAUCACAUAUAUUUAUCAUUGUUUACAGGUAAAAAAUACAAAUUCAAUCAGCCGUUAUGUUUCCUUAUCGCCCUCUCGGAGAGCGUUGUAUUUAUUUAGAAUAUAUUAGUUACUCGAUACCGCGGUAUAACGCAAAUGUCAAUUAGGCUCGACGUGUAUUUAUCGCGUUCAUUAUCUGUGGACUAAUGUCACUUUCCUGUUUCAAUUAUUGAAGCUUAGAAUGUGUGUCGCCAGUUUAAAGCGAAACGAAAAUGGUAACUCUUUAACGAUAAAAUGAUAAAAUAAACGGCCUGCGGAAUACAUUGAAAAGGGAAUAUUAAUUAAAAAUAGAAUCAGAUUAUAAUUUACCUCAUGAAAGUUUUCUAAGUUGGCAGACUUUUUUUUAACUCUAUAUUAUUUUUUCGGUUAUAUAGUAAUAAUUUAUUUUUAUUUUAAUACACUCGCAAGCAGUCACGAAUAAGUAGAAGUAUCAAGUCAGCGAUGCUCAAUUAAUAUUAUUGACUAAGUAACUACUAUCUAGUGGCGGCGCUAGGCCAAACGAUGCUCUAGUGGUCUUGACCAACGAUUUAAUCGGUUAAAAUGACUUAAACCAUAUCAAACUUCAAACAUGAAAAAAGGUGAAAUUCUUGAACCCAUGUAGAUUCUUGUUGAGUAAAAUUCAGUGAAUAAAUAAGUUUCCCGGGGUGCUUGGAUAGCUAAUGUCAACGCUGGCUACUACUACUGGUAUGCGUGAUGUAAUCAAGUUAAACUUGCGAAUAUGUAGUUAUAUAUAUGUUGAUGCGUUUGUGAAUACAGCGGCUGUCAUAGCCAUUUAGCCUGUUAAAAUAUGUUAGUAACACAUACAAACUCAGUAAACACCUUUCCUUCGAGUGGCGAGUAGUGCUUUGAAAACUUCUAUAUACGAUAUUUUUAUAUGCUUAGUGAGUUAUUAUGACCGGUGACACAUAUUCUAAACGCAGGUGAUCUCUUUGAUUGAUUUAAAGAUCGCCGUCAAGGAAAUUCUCUAAUAGCGGUAUAUAUUUAUAAAAUAUUUAUUUCUACUGUUACUGCCUUUGAAAUGUUGUGCUACUCGCGUGAAUUAUAUAAAUGCGAUUAGGGCGCAAGUAGAAUUGACAAUAAAAUAUAAUUUGUUAGUUAUAGGGCCCUCGGAGAAUCGACGGUACGGGAUUUUGAGUCCUAUGUUAGGUGGGAUAAGACUCAAAAUACAUAUAUCGAUAAUCGUGGCAACUACAGUUAAUUUGUACAUAUAGAUCGGAUAUCACAUUCGCUUCUUCGUGUCUGAAUCCCUCCCAUUCUUCCACACUGCACCCAAAUAUAUGACUCCCAUACAUAAAUUCCAUAUUUUAAUUUAUUCCGAUUUCAUCGUUAUCGAAGCGAUGCAGGUUUCUUUAUUUUGCGCUAAAAGUCAUUUACUAUCUAAAUUAUAGUUUUGUGUGGGAUCUAAGGCGUGUAUAUAAUACGAACAGCGAUGUUCCUCCCGUAGAAACAUAAGUACUACAUACCAUAUGAUGAUUACAAUACCUGUAAUUUGUACGUAGUUGUUUUGAUUUGUUUCUGCGUACCUUAUCCAGAAACUGAUGCACGUCCACCAACCUAAAAUAUAUUUAAAAAAAUUUAAACCAUUUUUGUAACCCUGUAAUGAUACCUGGGUACCUGAAAGACCGAGGUGUUUUAAUACUGCUGGGCCAGGUUCGUCUGUGAGUGUCUGUUUGUUCAUUUGUAUUAAGGGGGGCAUAGUCCAUGACCUCCGCGCGGUGCUCCCUGGGUAGCGCCAAACGUGGACUCGCAUUCACAUUACAUCGAAAUACGUCUACGGCACGCGCAAGAAUACGUCGAUAACGUAAAACGACUGAGAAUAUUAUUCGUUAUCACACUCGAAGAAACAUUAUGGUUAGUUAUUAUUAAUAGACGAAAUUCAAGUUCUCGGCCAAAUUAAUAGUAUGUUCUACGAGUAUGAUAUCGACUUAAUGUUUCUAAAUCAAGGGCUCACGCGGAUAUCUAGGGAUGUUGUGCCCUAAUGCCCUGUUAUUCUUACAAAGGUUAGUCUACAACGAGCGAUUAUAUUUCAACAAUACUCAUAAUGAAACUAAUCGAUUGUUAGUUGCGCUCGUUGGAAACGGACCAUUUAAGUUUAUUAGACAUUCAAUUUUGUAUUAUGAAACGUGUUAAAUAUAAAUUAGAAUGUACCUAUAAUAGACGUAUACAACUAUAAUGAUAAAAAUCGCGUGACGAUAAAUGUAUAAAUCUCUCCUAAGUCCAUAGAAUCUAAGGUUAAUGUACAUAUGUAUAUAUAUAAAAUAUAUUAAAAGGGAAAUCCCUCGAGUCCUUUCCCGAAACGGUUUCUGUUCUAUUCGUGUAUGAUUUGUGAUGUAAAAUACGAAAACGAUAACUUGAAAAAAAAUCACAAAAAAAAAAAUGGAAAGGGCCUAUGAGACCCCCUACCACGUAAUCGACGUGUUGAUAGAUAGAUGAAACUUCAAUCGAACCAGUGGUAGGGGUCGUACCUAUAUUAUUAAUGUUUUUUUUUUUCACUUUUGUUUUUUUUUUUAUUAAAUUUUAUUAUAGCGUGCGUGAUCCACCGCGUAUGUUUGUUGCUAGUGACGUGAGUGAGAGAAAAUUCUAAGUGCGUCUGUUGUUUGUUGUACGCCAUAUAAGUAAAUAUGAUAUAUUAUAUCGAUAUGAUUUCGUGUUGCAACACUAGUUUGCGGAGAGGUCUUGUUUUGUGGUAGCAUUAAGAGGAUACUAUAGAGGUACUAUCAGAAUUUAAUUGAAAGAUGUUUUCUUUUUUGGAAAAAUAAUUAUAUUCGAAUCGUGGAGAGGUGUAUUCACCGGUUCGAUGCACGGUUGUGGAUGUUAUUUUGUAUAACAGACAACUGAUUUUUGUAAUGUUAGGACGGGUUCACAUUGAUGAAAAAUUUCAACGUUUUUCUCAACGGAAAAGCAAUAAUCUCGAUUUCAAUGUUUGUUCCAAUUUUGAAGACAUGUUUUUGAUAUAUAUGUAUUUGUGGUAUAUUAAGAAUUUAUUAAUAUUGUAUCAAGGAACACGAUAUAAUACACUGUGAGCCCGUCAAUACAACGAUGACGUCAGAGUUACGACGCUUGUAACUUUACCAUAACUGAACUAUAGACUGACGAAUCCUAAUUUUGACCAACUCAAUACUAUAAGUUUGCUCAUUGUACAUAUGUAUUUCAUGUCAUUUUCGUGUUUAAAAAAAAAAAACAAGUUAAAGUUACAAGUAAACAACGAUUCAGGCGCCACGUGACUUUUUAAACCGUGUAUUAGUUUUACUUUGCAUUAUGUAUGAUGUACUACACUGAAAAUGUUUGUUUAUAUGAUAAUAAUGGGACGAUGAAAAUUUUACGGUAACGUUUUUUUUUUAAGAAAAGAAGAAAUGAAAAUUGUUACAUUUUUCAACGGACGGCUUCUCCAAGUUAAACGAACCUCCGUGCUUUCAAAAACAAAUACGUAACAAUUAUUUCAAUAUCACGACUUUGUAACCUGUCACGGCCAUUAUUGACAGAACUCCUAGACCUUUAUAAUGUCGCAAACGAAUGAGACAUUUUGAAUACGAUAUAUGAUUCAAUCGUAAGCCGAGCGUAAUCGAUAAACAACUUUAAUUUAAUGACACUAGAGUAUAUUAUAUGUUGCCGAUGAAUAACGUAUGAUCAGCUUCUUUAUGUUUUGUACCUGAAAUAUGGCACUUUUAAUUGCAUAUGUAAAUAUUCAAACGUGCAGAUUGUAAGUAUAUGAAGGCCAGCUGCGUGCGAGCCGCGUGUAGAUGUACUAUUGAAUGCCUUAUCGGAUGUGUGGAGGUCACCUUGUCUCGCUGCCAGCUGAGCGGACCCGUUCCGUGCGAGCGAGCGGAUCGUGUUAAGACUGAGGUUAUGAUGGAAGGUUUUAUAUGGAGCUACGCUCGAUGCCUAUGUAUAAGAAUGUAUGAUAUGCUUGGCUUUGAAGAACAAUUUUAUUUUGUUUAAGUGUGAAGCUUGUUCUGCGCCCCCGGGCGACUCUAGAUAGUGCCAAGGCACCGUUUUACUACUAUGUUGAAUGACGCGUACAGCUGUGUCGACGGAUAUUUUUCAAUAAAAAAGAUAAAAAAUGUGUUUUAAACACAACA